CGCCCUGCCCGGCCGGCGACAAAAGCACCGAGCUGCCGCCGGCCCCAGCGCGGCUCCCGACAGCGGCACCGAGCCCCACAGCGAGCCCAGCGCCGGUACCGACCCCGGAUUUGACACCGACACCGUCCCCGGCCCGGCCGCAGGAUGCCAAACUGGGGAGGAGGAAAGAAGUGUGGGGUGUGCCAGAAGGCCGUGUACUUCGCUGAGGAGGUGCAGUGUGAAGGCAACAGCUUCCACAAGUCCUGCUUCUUGUGCAUGGUCUGUAAGAAGAAUUUGGACAGCACCACUGUGGCCGUGCAUGGUGAGGAGAUCUACUGCAAGUCCUGCUAUGGGAAGAAGUACGGCCCCAAGGGCUACGGCUAUGGGCAAGGAGCAGGGACCCUGAGCACUGACAAGGGCGAGUCCCUGGGAAUCAAAUAUGAAGAGAGCCAUCCCCACCGACCCCCCAACCCCAAUGCAGCCAGGAUGGCCCAGAUGGUGGGAGGAGCUGACGGGUGUCCCCGCUGUGGCCAGGCCGUGUACGCGGCCGAGAAGGUCAUUGGAGCUGGCAAGUCCUGGCACAAGUCCUGCUUCCGCUGUGCCAAGUGUGGCAAAAGCCUGGAGUCCACCACGCUGGCAGACAAAGAUGGGGAGAUCUACUGCAAAGGUUGUUACGCCAAGAACUUCGGUCCCAAGGGCUUUGGCUUUGGGCAGGGCGCCGGGGCACUGAUCCACUCCCAGUGAGCUCCAGGGCUGGGCCCUGCGCUCGCCCGGGGCUCGUCCCACGCUGCCCGCCCGCCCCACGCCGCAGUGAGUGCCCCAGUGUCACCCCCAGCCACCGCUGCUUCACAGCACCAGCCCCUCCUGCCCUGCCCCGGCGCUCCCCGGAGCCAGGGGGGUCCCAGCAUCGUCCCUGUGGGGUUCUGCUGGGGCAGGGGGCGAAGAGAGGCCGCUCCCUCCCACUGCAGCGAGGCUCCCGUGCCCAAGUCCUGCUCCGCGUUGCCUGUCCCGCCGGCUGCGUGCUCAGCCGUGACACCGAGCAAGCAAUAAAACAUCCGAGACAUCAAAGCUCA
Molecule: messenger RNA, 1052 nt
Organism: Parus major (Great Tit)
Lineage: Eukaryota; Metazoa; Chordata; Aves; Passeriformes; Paridae
Gene: CSRP1
Product: cysteine and glycine rich protein 1
Exons: 6
Coding region: 145-723 (192 amino acids)
Biological process (GO): sarcomere organization; muscle tissue development
Cellular component (GO): nucleus; cytoplasm; Z disc
Molecular function (GO): actinin binding; structural constituent of muscle
Source: RefSeq, a predicted model, not a curated record